GAUUUUAGAAAUUUAGAAAGUUACUAGCGCCGUAUAUAUCGUUUUAUUCAUUGGAGUGGAAUCAUUACUAAAACCAGUGCUAAGUACUGAAAUACAUAAUACUAAAAAAUUAUUUUCAUUUCCAGUUGAGCACGAAACACGAGCCACUAGCAGAAAUAGUGAACGAAAAGCACGCAGUUAAUUUGUGGCUAAUUAACUACAAAUUAAACAGAAAUUCUUUUGAAAUUUUGUAGUGCCGCUAUUUAGUUAUGGUGUCCUUCUCAUCACAUUUAUUGGUGGGGGGGUCACAUAAAAAAUAGUCAGUCACCUGUCAUCGUCAUGUGAUGUGAAUAAUUUUACGUCAGUUGUUGUUAAACAUAACCUAGCAACGUUAUCGAUUAGUCACUGACGUCAAAAUAUUAAAAUGUUUUGAAGUAUUUUGCAAUUUUCUUUCUUUCACUGAUUUAACAAUACACAAAUUUUUAGAAAAUGGAAAAUUUAAACAGAGACUCGCAAGAAUCUCAGGAAAAUGUCCGAGUUUUUAUAAGAAUACGUCCACUUAGUAAAAAAGAAAUUGCAGAAGCAAACGAGAACAUUGUUGUUUGUGAUCACAAAGAAAAUCUGAUAGUUUUGAAGAAAAAUGGCGAACACACGAAACCUUUUAAGUUUGAUCACAUAUUUGCACCAAACACCGCUCAAUUGGAAAUGUACCGUAUGGUAGCAUAUCCAAUAGUAGAAAAAGCAUUGGAAGGUUACAAUGGAACGAUAUUUGCGUACGGUCAAACGGGCACUGGUAAAACUUAUACCAUGGCGGGGAACCACAUGGUCCCCGAAUUUAAAGGAAUAAUACCGAAUACAUUUUCCCACAUUUUUAGCCAAAUUUCGAGGGCUAGUGGUGAAAAAUCUUUCGUAGUCAAAGUAACCUAUUUGGAAAUUUAUAACGAAGACGUAAGAGACCUUUUAUCAGCCGAUCCGAACAAAAAAUUAGCAAUAAGGGAAAGAAAAGAUAUCGGCGUCUACGUAAAAGAUUUAAUGGGCUUCACAGUAGAUUCAAUAGAAUCUAUAACCGAAUUGCUUAAUAGAGGAAAUAAGAAUCGAGUAACUAGGUCAACGUUAAUGAAUGAUGUCAGUAGUAGAUCUCACGCAAUUUUUACUAUUACAAUCGAGUCCAAAAACCGAAUUGACAAUAAAACUACAGUCGGAAAAUUAAAUUUGGUUGAUCUAGCGGGUUCUGAACGUGCUAGUCGUACGCAAGCUACUGGUGAGAGACUUCGAGAAGCCAGUAACAUUAACUUAUCGUUGUCGGUAUUGGGCAAUGUUAUUUCUGCUUUGGUAGACGGUAAAAGUACUCAUAUACCCUACAGAAAUUCUAAAUUAACAAGAUUGUUACAAGAUUCGUUAGGUGGGAAUUCUAAAACUGCAAUGAUUGCUAUGGUCAGUCCUGCUGACGUUGAUUACGAAGAAAGUAUGUGUACGUUACGUUACGCUGCAAGAGUUAAAUUCAUCAAAAACUGUGUUAAAAUUAAUGUUGAAGAAAAGGGACUUAUCGAAGGAUUCGAAUUGGAAAUUGCGGAAUUACAGCAAAAGUUGGCAGAAUUAUCUGUGCAGGAACAGAAAAAAGAACAGAAAAAGAAAGAUAGAGUCGCAAGCGCUGAGGAAAAGGAGAAAAUAAAACAAACCAACUUAGAAUUAGAAAAAACAGAACGUAUGAAGGCCGAGUUAGAAGAAAAGAUGGCUUUAAUUCAGAAGAAGAUUUUAGUUGGUGGAGAGAAUUUACUAGAAAAAGCCCAGCAACAGGCUUUCUUCCUGGAAUCAUCGGCGGCAGAAUUGGAAAGCUUAGAUAAAAGUCAUCAGCAGCUAGAGGAACAAUUGAAUAAAAAAGCUGCUGAAAAAAUUGACGUAGAGGAACAGUAUUCUUCGUUACAAGAAGAAGAUGCAGGUUUAUCAAAGAAACUUAAAAAAGUUCAGGCAUUUAUUAAAGAAGCCAAAGAAGAGCAUUCAGAUAAGGAACGCGAAUACCAAAGAGAUUUGGAGGCUCUUUUCGACAAUAAUAGGUUAUUAGUGAGGGAAUCUCAACUAGCCAACCUUAUUAUCGAUAAUUACAUACCUCAGGAAUAUUUAAAAAAAAUUCUGUCGCAUUUAAUCUGGAAUAACGAGACGCAGGAAUAUCAAAUGCGCGGCGUCGCCUACACGGGGAAUAAUAUGAGGAAGCGCCAAACGGCGAAUACAGAAACUUUCACGCCCGUUAAAUUCGAAAUGAAGCAAGUUUACCACAAGUAUCCCGAGAAGAGGCGAGAGAAACCUAAAGAGAAACGGUCCAUGCUUAAGAGCUUCUCCGCUGUACCAAAGUCACGUUAAUAGAUGUAUAUUUUUUCUUAAACAUGUUAUAUAAAGUUAAUUUAUCGUGCUAUUUAUUUAUUUAUUUUUAUGUGGCUGUGUUUUCGAUGAAAUUUAUUAUAUUUAAUGGUUAGAUAUUGUAUAGGUCUUGUUUAACCGCAUUGAUACGAUUGUGUAAAGGCGUAAGACCGUUAUUUCCAUAAAUUUCUUAAUUACAAUUUACAUCUGGUUGUAAUUAAGUCGUUUAAUUCCUAAGUAUUAAAGUUAUGUAUUAAAAUACCAUGUACCGGGCUUGCAAGUGAUAAUUUUCAUAAACAUUUAGAUACGGAAAUGUUAUAAACUAUCUGAAAUAAAUAAAAAACUUGC
Messenger RNA from Anoplophora glabripennis (Asian longhorned beetle), 2682 nucleotides. RefSeq names its product kinesin-like protein KIF3A (gene Klp64D). The record is from RefSeq and is a predicted model, not a curated record. The transcript is spliced from 8 exons. Gene Ontology annotation, molecular function: ATP binding; microtubule binding; microtubule motor activity. The coding region runs from base 469 to 2337 and encodes 622 amino acids. NCBI's taxonomy places the organism in Eukaryota, Metazoa, Arthropoda, Insecta, Coleoptera, Cerambycidae. Gene Ontology annotation, biological process: mitotic spindle organization; microtubule-based movement.